AUGCUCAUAUACCCUUGGUUUGAUUGGGCAGUAGAGAGUGUCUUAGGCGAUUCACAAAGUCGUCUUAGUGCGAUCUUUGGUCUUCAGCAUGUUCCUUGGCUAGCUAGAUGGGAGAAACACGGAGAGGCAGUAGAGCUAAUAGGACCCAAAGAGUUUUUAUGUGCUGCUGUCUCCCCUCCUUGUGCUCGCUCAAUGGUGCAGCUGCUGCUGCAGUUUUGCUUCGAUCAGCCAUGCAAGUUGCUGCCUAACUUCUUAUGUCUUACUCUUACUCCUAGUAAUCAAAUCAUACAUCCUGCUAGAUAUUACUCUAUAUUUAAGGAUUGGGAUGGCACUCGUGUAUACAAAGAGAGCGAAAUAUCUUGGGGUUUAUACACAGAGUUUGAUGAGGAAGCAGCAAAAUAUUUAGGUUUAUUGGAUAAAGAACUUCAAUCAAUUAAGAAAGCAUUAACAGAUAAAUAUCCUCAAUUGGAUUUAAGUACUGUUUUACCCAUUCAAGAAAGAAUUAUUCAACAAUAUGGUGAUGAUGUUAAAGAUCGCAGCAACUUACAAAUGGUGGUUUCCUCCAACAGAGGAUACGCUUCUUGCAGGACUCCCGCCAUUGCCGUCGGAGGAGGAUUUCAGCCCAAUGUUCAAGGAAGAUUGUUUCAAGAAGAUGUACCUAGCGGACUUUGUGUAUUAAGAAAUAUUGCUGAUAUGGUUGGUGUACGUACACCUACAAUAGAUAUGAUGAUUGAAUGGCACCAAAAGUUUAUGAAUGUUGAAUUCCUUAAAGACGGAAAACUUAACCCAGAAACAAUAAGUCUAACAACAGCCCCAGCAAGGUAUGGUAUAACAACAGCAGAUCAGCUUGUUGCUACUGCACUUAGAGGAUGCAGUGCAGGUACACACUAA
Messenger RNA from Eimeria maxima, 891 nucleotides. RefSeq names its product opine dehydrogenase, putative. NCBI's taxonomy places the organism in Eukaryota, Apicomplexa, Conoidasida, Eucoccidiorida, Eimeriidae. The transcript is spliced from 6 exons. Gene Ontology annotation, molecular function: oxidoreductase activity. Bases 1 to 891 code for a protein of 296 amino acids. The record is from RefSeq and is a predicted model, not a curated record.